Messenger RNA from Clupea harengus (Atlantic herring), 2779 nucleotides. RefSeq names its product RIO kinase 3 (yeast) (gene riok3). The record is from RefSeq and is a predicted model, not a curated record. Gene Ontology annotation, biological process: protein phosphorylation. Gene Ontology annotation, molecular function: protein serine/threonine kinase activity; ATP binding. Lineage: Eukaryota; Metazoa; Chordata; Actinopteri; Clupeiformes; Clupeidae.
UCGCCUUUCUUCACGUUAUUACGACUUCAGCCACUGGAGUUAGCUACUCGCUCGACCGUAUCGGUGGUAUUUUAGUAUCGUUUAUACUGUUUUUAACAGUGACGUUGACAUAUAUUUAUAUUAUAUCACGUGUCGUGAUUGAUUUGUCGUUUUUGCCCUAUUAAGGGAACUACUCUGCCCUGUAUUAUAACUAACGUUACCUAUUUUCAGCUAACGAAAGUCCUUAGCACUUGUUUUUGCUAGCAGUACAAGCUAAUUAACGUUAUCAGCAAACGCCUUGACGCUUCCGUGUGCCAAAUAGACGUCGAACUUUCUAUAACUUGAUAACCUGAAAGUACCUCAAACAACCUGUCACUGCAAAUAUGGAUCAAGUUGAAGUCUCUUCCAAAGAAGUAAAGAGUCCUUGGGGGGCUGCGAAACCAGUUCAGACCCCAUGCUCCCUGGCUGACGUAAUGAGUGAACAACUGGCCAAGCAACUGGAUGAGGAAGGCAAUGCCAUCCCAACUUGUUCAGAGGCGGAUGUGGAACUCGUGACCUCUCCAGAGGCAGAGACAGACAGUGACCUGAUGUUGGCCCAGAUGCUGCAGAUGGAGUUUGACAGGGAGUUUGACUCACAGCUGCGCAGAGAGGAGAAGAAGUUCAAUGGAGACAGCAAAGUGUCCAUCUCCUUUGAGAACUACCGCAUGGUUCACCCCUAUGAGGACAGCAACAGCUCUGAGGAGGAGGUUGAUUGGCAGGACACCCGAAACGACCCCUAUCGAGCUGAUAAACCAACCACCACCCCCAAAAAGGGCUUCACUGGCAAGGGCAAGAACAUCACCACUAAACACGACGAGGUGGUUUGUGGGAGGAAGAACACAGCACGCAUGGAUAACUUUGCCCCAGAGGUGCAGGUGGGCGAUGGGAUGGGCAUGGACCUGAAGCUCUCCAACCAGGUGUACAAUGCUCUGAAGCAGCACUGCUACAGUGAGCAGCGCCGCAGUGCCCGGCUGCAUGAGAAGAAAGAGCACUCCACGGCUGAGCAAGCAGUGGACCCCAAGACUAGGCUGCUGAUGUACAAGAUGGUGAAUGCUGGGAUCCUGGAGACCAUUAAUGGCUGCAUCAGCACAGGGAAGGAGUCUGUGGUGUUCCAUGCCAAUGGGGGCAGCAUGGAGGAGAAAGCCGUUCCAGAGGAAUGCGUGCUCAAGGUCUUCAAGACCACACUGAAUGAGUUCAAGAACCGGGACAAGUACAUCAAGGAUGACUACCGCUUCAAGGACCGCUUCAGCAAGCUGAACCCCCGCAAGGUCAUUCGUCUUUGGGCAGAGAAGGAGAUGCACAACCUGGCUAGAAUGAAGAAGGCGGGCAUCCUGUGCCCAGAGGUGGUGAUCCUGAAGAAGCACAUCCUGGUGCUGUCCUUCAUUGGUCAUGACCACGUGCCCGCUCCCAAGCUGAAGGAUGCCAUGUUGAACAGUGAGGACAUGAAGCAGGCUUACUACCAAGUACUGGACAUGAUGCAACAAUUGUAUCAGGAGUGCAACCUUGUCCAUGCUGAUCUGAGCGAAUACAACAUACUAUGGCAUGAUGGGAAGGUGUGGAUGAUUGAUGUGAGCCAGUCUGUGGAGCCUACACAUCCCCAUGGACUUGAGUUCCUGUUUCGUGACUGCAGGAAUAUCUCCACUUUCUUUGGCAAGGCCGGUGUGGCAGACGCCAUGGAUGUGUACGAGCUCUUCAAUGCUGUGUCUGGGCUACAGAUUAAUGGAGACAACGAGGCAGACUUCUUGGCUCAGAUUGAAGCCAUGGAGAAGAGGAAUGAGGACCAUGUGCAAAAGCGCAGCAAGAAGACUUUCCCCACCAGCGACGAGGGGCCGCCUCUGUUACAGAGCGACAUCUAGCAACAAGGCAACUUUGGUGCUGAAUGACACAGUGAUACUGUGUUGUCAUUUAUCAUGUUGAGGUGCUGGAUACGCCAGUAAGCAGGACAGCUGUGAGGGGCUAUCAACAAUUACUGCCACUCUGCUGUUACUGCUACUGUUGUUGUCGUCGUUGUUGUUGUUGAGUGGUAUGGAAAUGUCAGAAAGACCGCAAACUCACAAAAAAUGCCGCACAUCAGUCUCGCACAUAAUUAUGUUAUAAUUGAGCAUUUGUAUGUAACAAGCCAGUGUUGGCGCAUAACUCUGGUUGGGUGAAGUCAAUCUGACUGCUUUUUGGUUUGAACUUAGAAAAUGAAUUAAAAAGGCAAAACAUGUAAUUGUUAGUCGUCAUCAUAGUGUCCUUGUGAAUUAAAUGUUUUAUCAGGUGGUCUGGCUACUGUUGAAUGCGGCUUUUUCCUGUAAGCAUUUAAUAUGCAAUGUCCUGUACAGCCUAGUAGAAGCAUAGAUUCCAGAAUGGAACACUCAUCCAGGUAUGCCUUCCUUUCUGCCUCAAAGUGGUAUGUGAGAAUAACAAAUCCAAAGGAGUUCGCUACUGGAGAGCGGAGGGCUUGCUUCGCAUGUGUGGUCCCUGUGAACCUGUUUACUCUGUGUGAUGAAAAUAAAUUCAUAAAUGUUUUGAAUUGCAUAUAACCACGUAUUCCCUUCUUUAAAGAUGGAAUAUUUUUUUUGCUUUUGUCUUACCAAUGGCUGAUGGUUGUGUGUUUGGUACUUCUCACAUGUCUGAUUCAGCAUGCAUGUAACUGAAUCAGGCUAGCCAGCCAUGUAAGCUUGUAUUUUCCUAUUAUUUAAGAAUGCAGUGUGGAAGGGGUGUUGAGUGUUUGAUACUAAUAGCUGCUCAACUACUAAAUUAAAACUGCUGAACUUAA